Molecule: messenger RNA, 3387 nt
Organism: Pelobates fuscus (common spadefoot toad)
Lineage: Eukaryota; Metazoa; Chordata; Amphibia; Anura; Pelobatidae
Gene: TMEM164
Product: transmembrane protein 164
Exons: 6
Coding region: 94-1005 (303 amino acids)
Source: RefSeq, a predicted model, not a curated record
ACACCCCUCCAUCCCUCCUCCCCUCCCCCUGCCGCCAUGUUUGUCCGCCCCGUGCCUUCCCCUCCCUGACAGAUAACUCGGGCUGUGCACUUCAUGUUCCGCCAGGAAGGCAGCAGUGGUGGUGGCGGUGUGCUGGCUCUGCUCGGGGGAGGCAGCAUGUCCCGGUACACGGACUGGCUGUAUGGGGGGGUGGACCCCAGCCUGGAGGGCAAUGGGGGUCCGCUCUGCGCCUCCUUCCUGCCCGGCCGCCAGAGGCUGCUAGAGAGCAUCGUGCUGCUGGCCGUGUCCGUGCUGGAGAUCGGGCUGUCCCUGCGGAGGAUCACCCGCUGCCCGCUGCAGGAUGGGGGGCUGCCCGCACCGUGUGCCCGCCCGGAGAGCCUGGGGAAGAACCUGCUGCUGGUAGCGCUCUGCCUGACCUUUGGGGUGGAGGUCGGAUUCAAGUUUGCUACUAGGACUGUCAUCUAUCUGCUGAACCCCUGUCAUGUGGUCACUAUGUUACAGAUAUUUCUUCUGGCUUGUCCACCCUGCAAGCUGUCCACAGUGGUAUUCAGGUUACAAAUGCACAUGUUGAAUGGGGCCCUUCUUGCUCUGCUGUUCCCUGUGCUGAAUACUCGAAUGCUUCCUUUUGAGGUGGAGGUAUACUAUAUUCAGCAUAUUAUGCUAUACGUGGUUCCGAUCUACCUACUGAAGAAAGGAGGGGUAUACACUCCAGAGCCUCUCUCGAACUUCUGGUGGGCAAUGUUGGCAACUGGGCUCAUGUUUUUCUACCACUUCAGCCUGCUCCAGACCCUCGGCCUGUUCACAGAGGUAAACUUGAAUAACAUGCUCUGCCCAGCUGUCUCUGACCCUUUUUAUGGACCCUGGUAUCGUAUUUGGGCCUCAGGACAUCAAACCCUCAUGACAAUGAUCCAUGGGAAACUUAUAGUCUUCCUGUUUACCUCUGGCCUCCCAGGCUGCCGCUUCCUGAUGGAUUUAAUUCCUGUGUCCAGCAAAAAAGUGGACUGAGCAGACACGUCACCUCUGGAGAGGCUUUUUAGCUUAGCCCUUUAAAUGCUUUCAUACCACAUUUUCGUUUGUAUCAAUUUUAAAGACGAACAGUGUUAAUGACUUCCAAUUGGCACAAACAAGUGACCUUACAGUAUGGGCCCGGCUGUCCAAGCUUUCUCUUUUUUUUCUUUCUUUUUAUAAUACUGACCAUACUGAUAGCCAGACUGUUAACAUAUACCAGUCACCUAAAACCUGGAGAAACAGGGAGGCAUUAGUUGGCUCAUGGACUAACUAUGCCAGUAGCAUAGGGAGUUACAAAGCAGCCAGGUAUAUUAAAUCUGGUCAUCUAUAGGAAAACCUAUGAACAGAUUAAUAUUUUUAUUAUUAUUUACAAAUUAUAUAAAAUUACCUUCUUUUCAGUUGACAAGUCCACGUGAAUGACUUGAGCGUUACAGCAAACUCGCAUUUUGCACAGGAUAUAGUACAGAAAUUGGUGUAGGGAGAAAGUCUUCCUUCAUAUUUUUUCCCUUUCUAUCCAGUGGACCCACAGAUUUGUGGUGCUUUUAUUUAUGUGGUGGUGUUUUUUUUUUUUUUUUUUUUAUCUUUAUUUUAUUGUUAUACUAAAAUCGUAAAGUUGCCUGGUUUUACAUAUGGAUAUACGUUUUGAAAGGCUGGGUACUUCCCUGGUGCCUUCUCGUACAUGCUUUUAAAAAUGUACCAACAAAGAAGGAAAUUUUUUUUGUCAGAUGAAAGCACAUUAAUCUCCACUAUAACCUUUCUGCCAGCAUUGUUCGCCAUUGAGUCUGUAAGUGGCCGAUACGCAGUUACAUAUUACAGGUUAUAUUACACUACUUUUGCGGCACCCCCAAUAUAAGUGGUGCUGUACUCAAGUGUAUAAGUUCUGAAGUUUUGCACUCCUUUUCAAUAAAGCCGCUCGUUUGCUUAUUCCCCAAUUAAAACUUGUACAGGGAAAAAAAAUUUUUAAAAAAAAGUUGGCCCUUCAUAGCGAGUCAGUUGGAGAAUUAUUUUUAUGACCUUAAUUUAACAAAAUUUGGUUAAAUUCAUUGUUUAGAGAAUAACCCUUUUAUCUGAGUUUUGAAAGUCAGGCAAGAGUCAUUGGAUUUUCUUGUUUAAUUGCUGAACAGUACAAAUCCAUCUCACAUACAUGUUCUUAUUGUAUUCGUUACGUAGCCACUGCUGCGGAUUCCCCUUUCUAUGCUCCUGAUGGACACUCGAUUAUUUUGUAAUGGCAUAUUACUGCAGUUAUUUUAAUACUAAAAUGCUCUUAAAUUUUCAUGGUGAGGACCAGUAUUUGCGUUCUGUGUAAUCUCACUAUUACAUAGAAUUUCACAGUUAAAUUAGUUUCUUUUCUUUUUUCAUAUCUCCUUGUGCCAACAUGUUCUAGUGUUCUGCCAAACUAUACACAUUAAAUUAUGGGUGCAAGUUCCUCACCAGCAGAAAAUGUCCAAAUUCUUACAUUGCCACCUUACCCGGCUAGGUAAUCUAGAGGUAGAUUUGCCUUCUCAAUAAUUAAUUCUGUUGCUGCAGCUGUUUUUCUAGACUACAAAAUCCUAUAAUCCAGUCAAGGUGGUGUAUAAAGGAACACUGCACACUUAUAAAUAAAUACAUGGAUUUAUUUGUAAUGCCAUAGUGUUGUUUAGUUUCCUGGGCCUCUUGUCGUCCGCCCCACUUUACUCUUAAAUAGAGCGUUGCUUAUAUGUGAUACAAUAAGGUCUCCUCGUAACAACUCUGCUCUACUUUGGUAUACAUUAUUUCCUGAAUAAGAGGGGGUUUACUCUAGCCUGGAAUGUCCCUUUAAUUUUUAGUCACAUGUCUUCCCCAUAUCAGCUAGGUGUUCAGUAUACAAAGUCAUUUGAGGUCUUUGUCUAGGACAUAAUAAACCGUAUUAAGUGCCAUAAAUAAACACUGUUCUCUGACACAUUCCAUGCAUUAGACCAAACCAUUGAUUUGUAGAAGCUGCAAUGGUCUACUCUAGAUGUGUGCAUUAGGGAAGAUUUAUCAAAGUGUCAUUUAAAGAUGUAAAAGGCAAUUGUCACCAGUGGAUUGCGCCUGCUGCUUCCACUGGUUUCCAUGGUGAUUGCACCACGUAAUACCUUGCAUCAUUUUCAAACUAUGAACACUUUGAUAGGUCUCUCCCAUUGUACAUUUGCUGUAGAGAUUUCUCAAUCAAUGGAAUACAUUCAUCUAAUGCGUUCUGAGUUAGCUCAAACAUUCCUUGGAUCCCGUUUCCCUACGCAGUUUGUUGUAUCGCCUGUUGAACACUGAAGAACUCUUGUAUACUACAUUUUGUAAGUACACCUAUAUUGAUGUGUCUGUGUGUUUGUAAAAAGACAUUGGAUACUGAUUUACUGCUCUCUAUCAUAAACUUUUGUAUCAAUA